AUGAAGGACGCGGCGCUCAGCCGGCGGGAAAGCGCCUCCGCGCAGCCUCCCGCCUCCGCCGCCAUCUUCCCCGCCUUUCCCGCCGCGCCUCCUCAGCCGCCGCCAUGGCGUGCGCUCCCGUCGCCGGUGCGCCAGGUCCAGAACCAGGACUCGUGCCGCCACCUGGUCAAAUUGGGGCUCUACCCUCUUGUCUACCUGUCAAUGUCUUACUGCUUCGACCAUGAUGAUGUGGCUUGGAAGAAUUUUGCCAAAUAUUUUCUUCCCCAGUCUCAUGAGGAGAGGGAACAUGCUGAGAAACAUGAAGCUGCAGAAGCAAGGAAGUGGUGGAAUCUUCCUUCAGGAUAUCAGGAAACCAGAAAGAGCAGGUUGGGAAUGGAGUGUGCAUUACACACGGGAAAAAGGAUGACUCGGCCACUACUGGAACUGCACAAACUGGCCAUUGACAAAAACGACCCCCACUUGUGUGACUUCGUUGAGACACAUUACCUGGAUGAGCAGGUGAAGUCGCUCAGAGAAUUCAGUGGGUGA
Messenger RNA from Choloepus didactylus (southern two-toed sloth), 528 nucleotides. Its product is annotated as ferritin heavy chain-like. The record is from RefSeq and is a predicted model, not a curated record. Bases 1 to 528 code for a protein of 175 amino acids. Gene Ontology annotation, cellular component: cytoplasm. Gene Ontology annotation, biological process: intracellular iron ion homeostasis; iron ion transport. Gene Ontology annotation, molecular function: ferric iron binding; ferrous iron binding. The transcript is spliced from 2 exons. NCBI's taxonomy places the organism in Eukaryota, Metazoa, Chordata, Mammalia, Pilosa, Megalonychidae.